AUGAGCAGUUGGUUGCGGAUCAUUGUCAUCUUCAUCUUACUCACGUUUACCGUGUCGGCUUUACCGUCGGACUACGUGCGAUAUCUUAUACAAGGUUUGAUUUUUCUCUUUUUACCUAUAUAAGUUUUUAAAUUUCCUCUUUAAUCGUCUUGCAAAAAGAGAAAAUAAAAGAUUUUACCUUGAACAGUGUCUCUGGAAAUUUGCACUGUAGGGACAGGAUUCUUGUAAGAACUUGAUUGGGAGUCAUUUGACGAUAUGAACGUUUCUGUCUAAUUUAUCAAGAAAAGGUUAAUUUUCGCCAACUUUCUUUUUCUCUGACAUUGAUUGCAGGAAGUGAAAGAUUAGAAAACCGGAAAUCGUCAGAUAAAAGAUCAUUGAACCAUGUUUCGUUGAAAAAACCAUUAUUGUUCUGUUUCGAUGCGCUGCGUAAGGACUCAUGAAAAGUAUUCGAUUGACUAUAAAUUGGAAGAAAAGCAAAUUUGGCUGAUUUUGAUUACCUUUAACAAUAAAUGAAUUCAAGUUCUCAUUUUCAAACAUUCCUUUUUACAGCAGCACGACAAAAUGACGCUGGUGGAGUAAACUAUGCUUAUGAUCAAGAAGAACCAGCUUAUCAUCGUGUCAGUAGAAGUCAGGUAUGUUUCUAGACUUUUAAAAGUGUUCUCAAGGCAUCCGAAAAUUGAUCAUCUAAUAAACUAAUUAUUUGCAGGGAGGUCCAUCGGUGAGCCUAGACUCCUUGUCGUCGCUGCCCAUGUUGCGGUACGGAUAA
Messenger RNA from Caenorhabditis auriculariae, 766 nucleotides. Lineage: Eukaryota; Metazoa; Nematoda; Chromadorea; Rhabditida; Rhabditidae. The record is from the annotation of a GenBank genome assembly.